AUGUUCCAACACAGUGUCAACGGCGACAUCUUCUUCAAGGACAGGAAAAGCAAAGGGAGUCGGCUUCUAUUGCCUGGAUAUGGCCGCCCCCUGGACUUUUCGCCCACAGAGAAAAACAUAUACGGUGUUGAAAGCCGAAGCAUGUUUCCGUCCGCUCUGGACGAUCGGGACAUCGAAAACGGCUAUACGGAACUACCGGCUCAGACGUUGCGUGAAAUUGGGAUGAUGCGGGUGAUGGAAGACUUGACCGAUAUACCUGAAUGGUGGGAAAAGAUUAAUGACCCACGUACUGCUGACAGCUGGAAAGAGAAGGCCUUGGAUAGUGGAGCUGACAUCACCCCGAACAUGGCAAAUUGGAUUAUUGAUGAACUCAAAUUCAAAGCCAUGGUCUACGCUAUGAGUCAAGCUGUCGGUUUAUAUAACGGUUCCAUUACCAAAUCCGACUCGGUCAUGCUCCAGUCACUCCUUGAGAGAUUGCGAAUUGAUGUCAGAGAACUGGAUUACUCUGAGCCCGAGCUUCAAUUCUUCCACCCAGGUAUUUUGGGGAGGCAACGAGACCUUCUGGCAGUGGCACUCUACCCACUUGUGUACGGCAAGACUCGAAUACUGCCGGACCGAAUCCUGAAAUUGGAUGAGGCCUUGACUUUCGCUGGUCAGGGCGAGGUCAUUGGUGUGCCUAGAGAGUCUGGGCUGACCCGAGAGGACAUGGCCUGGCGAGUAGCGGCAAGAGAAGAUAUUCAAGUGCGGCCUUACAGUCGUAACUUUCAAAUGUUGCCAGCAGACCUCGAGCUUGGAGAAGACAGUCGUUGGCAUUUUGUUUCAUAUAUCAACAAUCUGCAUCCGGAGAAACAUCGCCAUAUUUAUAAGCUCAUUGAGGAUGCAUUUAACUGUAUCAUUCCGCAGUUGAACAUGGCCAUGACACCGCUCAAAGAUCCCCUCCACUCUCGUGCAAGAAUCGAGUAUCGCAAAGCUGAAUACCAUCCCAUCUCUGAGAAUGUUCGUCAUUCCGAGCCGCAAAUCAAGCCCAAAGAAACACAAAGUGAGUUUGAACAACGAUAUGAAACGUGGAGAGGUGAGAAUUUCGAAGCUGUUCAGCCUGAUGUGGGCACCUUUAUACCUUGGGCUGUGCCGCACGGUCUAGCAGGCAAGCUUCCUGCGGACUUGCCGAGCGCGGUUCGCAUAGAGCGGGAAGUGUCCUUGAAUGAUGACUACGGAAAUCGUGGACUUCAAGUCAUCACAAGAAUCAUCAGUAUUGAUCUCAACCCGGGCGAGCCCUACUGGCAAUCGGACUGGCACCUUGAUGGGCAAAUGGUGGGUACAUGGAAAGAACCCGUCCUUCCGGAAAGGAGACUCAGGCUUGCAAAACUGACGGUGGGAAAUUCGCAGAACGAACAUAUAUGUACCUCCGCAUACAUCAUGUUCGAAAAUGAUAACCUCGAAGAUCCUGUCAUCGAGUUUCGGAGCCAUGUCGAAAGAGUCGCACUAAGCGAGGUCGAACACGAUCCUCAAGACUUCAUCUGGUUGAAGCAAGUCUUUGGUCUCUGCAAUGGCGAACCGGCAAUACAACGUCCAGGAUCUAUCAAAUGCAGGGUAGGUCGCUCGGUCAUAUUUCCUAGCACUGUUCAAUAUCGAUUCACCCACUACGAGCUCAAAGACAAAUCGAGGGCUGGACAUGCCCGUGCAUUGGUCUUCUUCCUGAUCGAUCCCAACAUCCGGAUCAUCUCGACAGCUAAUUGCCCGCCUCAGCGGCUUGACUGGACUCUUGACAUCCGAGGGGACGAGGAGGAUAAGAAGGCGGCAAUGGUUGCCAUUGCUCUGGACAACCGUGACAAGAAAGACGCCAUGCCAAUGUCGUUGGAUGAGGCUUUGAAGCUAAGAUACGAGUUCUUGAGCGAGCUUAUCGAGUUCACAAAGUACCAGCAGGUCGCAUUUGAAUCGCCAAUCUUGGAGCUCUGA
Molecule: messenger RNA, 1956 nt
Organism: Penicillium diatomitis
Lineage: Eukaryota; Fungi; Ascomycota; Eurotiomycetes; Eurotiales; Aspergillaceae
Product: DUF4246 domain-containing protein
Exons: 3
Coding region: 1-1956 (651 amino acids)
Source: RefSeq, a predicted model, not a curated record